Messenger RNA from Elephantulus edwardii (Cape elephant shrew), 1254 nucleotides. RefSeq names its product zinc finger protein 446-like. The transcript has a single exon. Gene Ontology annotation, biological process: regulation of DNA-templated transcription. Lineage: Eukaryota; Metazoa; Chordata; Mammalia; Macroscelidea; Macroscelididae. The coding region runs from base 1 to 1254 and encodes 417 amino acids. The record is from RefSeq and is a predicted model, not a curated record.
AUGGUUGGAGACCACGCAGCCAACUUAGAAAGGCACCUGAAACGCCACCACACAGGCGAAUACAACGCAGUGCAGAGCAAGAAGACCAAGAAGACAGAAGAGAGUGUCAGGAGUGCUCCAAGCAAACAGCAGAAAGUCUUAGAGGAGCUGGCCCUUCCAGAAUUCCUGAAGCACUCUGCUGGCAACUCCAACAAGACCUUCCACACAAGGAUGCUGCCUGGCCUCUACCUGCCUCCUGUGGACCCCACAACCACCUUGGAGGAGCUGGAGGCCGCCCACCUGAGCUUCCGAAGCUUCCGCUACCAGGAAGCAGCUGGGCCCCUUGAGGCCCUGGCCCGGCUGCGCCAGCUGUGCCACCAGUGGCUGCAGCCUGAGGCUCGUUCCAAGGAGCAGAUGCUGGAGCUGCUGGUGCUGGAGCAGUUCCUGGGGGUGCUGCCCCCCGAGAUCCAGGCCUGGGUUCGUGAGCAGCAUCCAGGCACCCCUGAGGAGGUGGUGGCCCUGGUGGAAGGCCUGCAGCAUGACCCUGGGCAGCUCUUGGGCUGGAUCACAGCCCAUGUUCUAGGGCAGGAGGUAUCUCCAACACCUCAGAAAGCCAAAUUAGCAUCACAGGGUCACCUCCCCUCAGGCUCUGCAGAACCCCGUCUUGCCCUGACAGAGGGGCCUGCCCAGCUCAACUGCAACGUGAAGGAGGAGCCAGAUGCCGACAGGCAGCAGAUAGCUCCGCCUGUUCCUCUGAUUCCAGCCCAGGGACCUGAGAGGCACCUUGAAUGUCAGAACACAACCUCUACAUCGUUCCUUCCUCCCAGGAUGCAGGAGUGGGGGCUGCUAGACACAUCACAGAAGGAGCUGUACUGGGACUCGAUGCUUCAGAAGUAUGGGACCGUGAUCUCUGUGGGAGAUGAGGGCAGGAGCCUCCUGGAAGCGCCCGCAGCCUCCCCAGAGGUCUGGCCUCUGCAUGGCCCAGCCACCAUGGAUGUCCCAGUGCCGCAGGCCAGUGGUGUACAAGGCUGGGCCGCGUCACCCGGGCCUGGGUUGGAGACACGGGCACCACUCAGGAAACCCUAUAUAUGUGAGCAGUGCGGCCUCGGAUUUGAUUGGAAGUCAGUAUUCGUCAUCCAUAGGCGAGCACAUGCAGGGAGCCAGCCGGCAUUUGGAAGUGCUGAGAGACCACCACCAAUCACUCCAGAGCCACGGUCGCGUCCCUGGCACAUCCCCACUGGCCCCUUCAGCUAUCCUUGUGAGGAGUGUGGAUGA